UUUGGCUAAGAUCAAGUGUAGUAUCUGUUCUUAUCAGUUUAAUAUCUGAUAUGUGGACUAUGUGUCCACUUCGAUAUUAAAUUUAUUUUUUGUGGGGAAGGGCCCACCACAGUGGCUUGCUACUGGGGUCCUUGAGCGUCGCCCAGCCGUUGCACUGCUGGCAGGGCCUGGCGCACCCCAACCAAAUCUAAAUCAAAUCUAAAUUAAACUUGACGAUUGUUUCUAUUUUGAAUUGAAGACUUCUUGAAUCGAUUUGAUUUGAUUAUCUCUGCUAUUCAGUUGGAGAUAUCUCUGUUUGGAGCUUAUUUGGGCCCGACGGACUCAAAGGGAAGGCCCAACAAGUGCUUCGCUCGCAGACUUCUGCCAGCCCACGCCACGUCAGCCUCGUCCUAUCCUCUGGCGACGCCGCGUCACCGACCACGUCCUAUCCACUCGCCCCCCGACUGCCUACUGCGCCAGCCAUCCAGCACCACCGCUCGCCCCGACACACCCCGCCGAGCGCGAGAGCUCGUCAGGUUCGUCUCCAUGGCGGUCGCGGCCGUCUCCACCUCACUGUGCAGCGGCUCAGAUCAGCUCGUUCCGAGGCCGAGGUCUCUGGACCACCAUCUCGGCCGCUCGCUCCUCUGGGGGCGGAUCGCCGGACAAUGUCGGCGCCGAAGGCCGACGGUCUUGGCCGCCGCUCGCAAGCCGCCGGGGGAAGCAGAAGAGAAGGUCCCCGCGUGGGCCAAGCCCGGCGCUGACGAGCCGCCGCCCUGGGAGCGCAAGGGCGGGGCCGUGCAGGGGCAGGAAGCCGGGCAGGUGCCGUUCUACGCGUACCUGCUCGCGUCCGCGGUCACCGCCAUCGCCGCCGUGCGUUUCUUGCUUGGAAACUCCUCCUUUUUCCUUUCCCCGCACGCGCGAUGCGCUCGCCACUCACCGAAGCCUGGCUCGGCGUCUUUUCUGACGAAAUGGCUCCACACAGAUCGGCUCCAUCUUCGAGUACACGAACCAGCGGCCGGUGUUCGGGAUAAUCGGCUCCGACAGCGCCCUGUACGCGCCGAUCCUGGGCUUCUUCGUCUUCACCGGCAUCCCGACCUCCUGGUUUCUGUGGUUCAAGGCCGUGCAGACGGCGAACAGGGAGGCCGAGGAGCAAGAACGCAGAGAUGGAUUCCUGUGACUUCAAUUCAUUUGCCGGUGCAGAAGAACAAGCACAACAUCGACGGCAUACUUAGCCUCGGCUGAUGUAAUGUAUCUGUGUUUUAGAACUGAAGAGAGCUGAUCAGUUUGCGGCGGAGGAAAAAAAAGAAUAUGUGCAGAUUAAAGAGGGUUUUUCUAUAUGCUUGGAGUAAGGUUCUGAGUGUCAUCAUAUGAAUGGAAAAUAUUUGUUUCCUUGGUUUAAAAUAUAGUGUGUUUUGCACUUGAACUGAA
Molecule: messenger RNA, 1407 nt
Organism: Panicum virgatum (switchgrass)
Lineage: Eukaryota; Viridiplantae; Streptophyta; Magnoliopsida; Poales; Poaceae
Exons: 2
Coding region: 526-1221 (231 amino acids)
Source: RefSeq, a predicted model, not a curated record